Messenger RNA from Rotaria sp. Silwood1, 1125 nucleotides. NCBI's taxonomy places the organism in Eukaryota, Metazoa, Rotifera, Eurotatoria, Philodinida, Philodinidae. The record is from the annotation of a GenBank genome assembly.
AUGUUAACUUCCGAUAGUGAAUUAGAUUCAUCUAGAUCGAUCGAUAAUGAAAAAUCAAGAAAAUAUUCUCGCGAAUGUCGAAUAUGUGGAGCUCCGGCUGAAUAUAGAUAUUUUGGUAUUAUUGCAUGUACUUCAUGCAAAACAUUCUUUAAACGAAAUGCUAAUUCUACAAAGAUACGAUUUAAAUGUGAUAAUAAUGAUCAAUGUAAAAUCAAUAUAAAUAAUCAUCAUAUAUGCACUUCAUGUCGACUUGCUAAAUGUUUUCAAUGUGGAAUGAGUACCGACAUGUUUCGAGCACCAAGACAAACAAAACCAAAAUCGAUUAGUCUAGUUAUAGCACAAAUAAAGGAUCAACCAGAACGGGAAAUUUUACAAUCGGAUCGAUCAUUAUUGACUACUGAUCAAUGGACUCUUCUCUCCAAUUUAUUUCAUAUUUAUAAUGAAAGCCAGCUUUCAUCAAUCGGCCAAUGUUUAAUAGACACAUCUGCUGUUCUACAAUCUACUAAUAUAAGCUGUCAAUCACUGAUGCAAGAAUUCUUAACAUGCAUUUAUGAAACAACAGGAACUUAUCUUCGUUUCAAUGAUGAUCUUCGUAAACUAUCAUUUGAUAAUCGUUCGAUAACACUUUCUAAUGUUGCAAACAAUGUAUCCUGUCUGGGUUGUGCAUUCGUCGUGCAACAUUUUCAUUUAUUUGCUCUGGAAAUUUUCUCAAAUACUUUGGAAGUUAUGUAUGGAAAACCUACAGUCGAUAUUUAUCGCUGGACGAUGAAAUUUAUCGAUCUAGAUAUUGUUUUGAUUAAAUUAGCACUCUCAUUGUUUGUUUUUUCUGGAAAUACUUGUUCAUAUUCUCCGAAUAUCUCAACAGAGUUAACAGAUCCAAUUAUUAUAUUAGAAAUUCAAAAUAAAUAUGCUGAAAUAACAUGGAAAUAUCUUCUCUAUAGAUAUGGUCAUUAUCAAGCUGUUCAACGAUUUCUUAAUAUAAUAUCUUGGCUUGAAGCCCUCACAAUUUUUGUCUUUCAUACACAAAAUCUUACAACAUACAUCAAUGAAAUAGAUUUACUCGCUGAACAAACUGAACUUACACUUAUAUUAGAUGAUAUUGAUCAAAUACUUCCAACAAAUUAA